AAAUUAUUUGGGUAAUUUUCCAAUAAGCAAACUGAAAAAUGGUUUUGAUAAUCCCGUUUAAAAUAUAAUAUCGGCAAUAAACCACUCAUUUUUAAACAUCGAUCACAUCGAUCGGUCUUAAUCCGUGUCAUAAAACUAUGCCCCCUAUAAAAGAUGGGUUUUGAGCGGUUCAAAUUCAGUUUAUUUUGACGAUUCGUUAUUGGAAGAGUGAGAAAAAUCGAAAAAGAAAAUGGUCUUGAUUGCCGGAAAAUUUGAAAACACCGGGAACGAAAAUUUCGCCCAAUACUUGAAGUCUUUGGGGCCGGAAAUUACCGACGAAUUGGCCUCGAAGAUGGACAGUUCGAGACCAACGAUCGAAAUUAAAGUCGACGGUGACAACUGUAGCAUUAGCAGCACUACGGGUAGAGGACAAACUUUUACUUUUGGAAAAACCUUUGAAGACGAACCAUUACCGGGACAAAAGGCCCAAAGUACCGCUGUUCUUAGUGGCAACAAGGUCGAAAUUAAAUCCGUUAGUGGAUCCACAACAGGAAAUAGAGUUUAUGAAUUUAGCGACUCCGGUCUUGUUGUUCAUUACUCAGCCCCAAGUGGUGUAACUGCCAAAAGAAUCUACAAGAGACUCUAAAUAAUCCACGAAAACACAAAUUUUUCAUUCAAAUGUAAUUAUUGAAACAAUAAAAAAUUAAAGAAA
Messenger RNA from Onthophagus taurus, 691 nucleotides. RefSeq names its product fatty acid-binding protein-like. The record is from RefSeq and is a predicted model, not a curated record. Lineage: Eukaryota; Metazoa; Arthropoda; Insecta; Coleoptera; Scarabaeidae. Gene Ontology annotation, molecular function: lipid binding.